Triticum urartu is the source of this 3788-nucleotide messenger RNA. RefSeq lists its product as uncharacterized. The record is from RefSeq and is a predicted model, not a curated record. Lineage: Eukaryota; Viridiplantae; Streptophyta; Magnoliopsida; Poales; Poaceae.
CCAGCCUCAAGCAAAGAAGCAGCCAGCUACAGAUGCCUUGGCUAAAACUAAAGCAACCCCUGCACUGCACUGCAUACCAGCAAGUCCUUCUGCUACUGCAACCUCAUCAUAUCAUAGAUCUGCACACAAGGCACGGACAUAACUAUCUCUUGCGCUCUUCUGGUAUAAGUAACUACUAGGUGCCAUCCGGAGGUGCAGAUCGAUCGAUGGGUUAGAUUUCUGGUUUGCUGGGCCUCCAUUGAAAUACUAGUCGUCAUGCCUCGACAGAGGAUUUUCCCGAAUACUAUCAAAGAAGCCGUGCAAGAGAUAAUCCCUUAUCUAGAGGAUACAAGCAGUACUGCACACAAGGCCAUCUAUUUUGAUGGAUGUGAAGGGCUGGCUGCUUCGGCGGUGCUUAGAGCCAUAGCCCAAGACCCUCCACCAUCUCUGCUCAAGAAAUUCGACAAGAUCAUCCAUGUCGAUUGCUCGAGGUGGAAAAGUCGAAGAGCGCUCCAGAGGACAAUCGCACAAGAACUCAAGCUUCCUCAACGGGUAAUGGAUAUUUUUGACAGGCAAGAUGAAGAAGAUGAUUUCAGGGGGGUAGUUGAAAGCUCCAGAGGUGAGAUUGCAGUCAUUGCGAGGGAGAUUCAUAAUGCCCUACGAGAACACAUAUCCUUAGUGGUCUUCCAUAAUGGCAGCAACAAUAUGGUUGGGUUGACUGAUUCUGGCAUUCCUCAAGCGCCAAUCUUUGAUGUUGUUAAGGUAUUGUGGACAUUCCGAGGAAGGCUUCGGCUCAACCAAGGAAUUAGUGAGAAGGUGGAUGAUUCCCAUCUUUUUCUUUAUGAUACAUCAGUCUUCGGGGGUGGAAUUUUUUGCUUCAAAAAGAGGCUCGAGAAAUUGCCGGGUACACAGAUAAGCUUGGUGAAGCAGUUGAAGAUUGUUGCCUGUAUAUGUUGUCAUUAAAUUCUCAAGGAGGCAGCAUCAUGAAAUACGACUGGACCAACCAUGCUUCUAACUAUUGGGUGUGUGAUGGGAUUAUACAAGGAGAUCAAGGUGACGAAGCAUGGGAGGUUGCAUCUGCUCUGCAUCAACACAUAAAUAUAGAUGAUUAUUCAGCUAAUGCACUGCCCUCUUUUGGUCAUAAACUGAAGACUCCUUCGAAGCGAUGGUUAAUGUCCAAGGAAAGCUCUGUUGUGCAACCAGAGUCAACGUCCUUUUUCCUUGCUGCAAUCACAAGCGGAUCCGAUCCUCCAUUAAGACCCUUGCCUAAUGACAUGUUCCAUCAAUCCGACAAACUUCGGGUGCUCAAGUUAUGUCAUUGCACCUUCAGUUUUUCUGCACCUCCUUUUUGUUGUUGCCACAACUUAAGAUUCCUUGGGUUAGAUAGCUGCCAGGAUCUACUACCAGAAGAAGAUGAGAAGCAAGAUAGACCGGCAAUGGAAUUUUUUCAGAGCCUAUGGGUACUAGACAUAUGCGACACAGAUUGGGAGUUGGAUUUACCAACAUACAUAACAGAGCAGAUGGCUUCAAACAUUAGGGAGGUACGUAUAAAGAAAGGAAGGAUUUGGUGCCACAGUUUUGCAUGGAGACAAUUGCGGAACCUUCACAAGCUUCGAGUAAUUGAGCCUACAAGCCCUUGGCAAACAGGCGAAAUGGAUGAAUUCACAGACAUGGUGAAGUUGGAGUUCCUUGACUUGACCGGGGAUAGUACAAUUCAAGUUUUGCCAAGCCUGUCAAAAGCAACUAGCCUCAAGACCUUGGUUCUAGAUGGUUGUGUUGGGUUGGAGCACCUUGGACCAGAAGCACUCCCUCCAUCACUUGAAUCAUUCAGCUUGGAUGUAGGAGUAGUAGAAGAUCAUUCCAAGGAAGCCCAAAUAAGAUGCAUCUCUAUGGCUGGAUGUGAAAGAUUGUCCGACUUCAAGCUGCGUGGAUCACUUCCAAACCUUGAGGAGCUGGACCUCUUAGGCACAGGAGUCAAGACACUUGACCUCACAACUCAGGUAGUGCAGAUCCCAUGUCUCCAGCGAGUCAUGCUGUUGGGAUGUGAGCAACUCCGUGCUGUACUUUGGCCAGAAAAGGGGAUGCCCCAACUAAGUUUGCUCUGCAUUGACACUCGGGGAGAAGAGAUUAGAAGAAUACCACCGAAAUUUGAGAAGCUAAAGAAAGGACAUUGCCAAGCAUAUGUUGCUAUGAUGGACAUGAAAUUCAUUCAGUUAUUGGUGCUAACAAGUUCCAAUAUGUUUUGGAACACUAACAUUGAUAUGUUCAAUCUAAAUCUCUGCAUAUCUGCAAGUGGACAGUGGCGCAAUAAGAAGAAUAUGGACUCUGAUAACAGUGGGGAAAAAUUGGGGCCAGCCCUAGCAAAGCCAUUAAUGUCCAAUUCUUCUCACAACCCCUACAUUGAUGCAGGUAUUGACAACAUAAGUAUAGAUCAUGACUACAACAGUGCAUCCCAAUUUCAGUCAUCGACCUACCAUGUGGAGAUUGGUGAUGGAAUUAGCAACACUUGUGUCGAUAGCAUACAAGCAACCAAGGCUAUGAUCUUUGCAAUGAACAAGGCCAAGUCGUUGUGUGUGCAUGACAAUUCUUCCAUCACCACAGUCAUCCCAGAACACAUGAUGUCCAUAGAAGGGCAGAUACUUAGAUGGAGUCAUCUGAAAUCUUGUCACGUGGUCAGAUGCCCAAAGAUGCAUACGGUCUUCAAUAUUGUCUGGGGAUACUACAAAUUUAAAGAACUAGUAAACUUUUGGGCAGCUGAUCUCCCGAUGGCCCAUUGCAUUUGGAGCAAACAAAUGGCGCGGGAUUUUGAAGAUGAUGCUUCCUUUGCAAAACUAAAGAGCAUGCACCUAUUCUCUUGCCCGAGGCUCACAUUUGUCCUCCAGUGGUCCAGGUUAUACAUCUUGAGUAGCCUGGAGACCCUCCACAUCACCUUCUGUGGUGAUCUAAGGCAGGUGUUCCCCGUGGAGCCAGAGAUACUGACAAUAAUAGCUACGAACCGCAAAGGUGUACUGGAAUUCCCAAACCUGAAGCAUAUAUACUUGCAUCAGCUGUUCAAGCUGGAACAGAUAUGCGAGGCCAAGAUGUUUGCUCCCAAGCUUGAGACCAUCAGGAUCAGGGGGUGCUGGGGUCUCGGGCGGCUCCCGGCCGUCAGCCGAGACAGACGUCCUAUCGUGGACUGUGAGAAGGACUGGUGGGAGAAGCUGGAGUGGGACGGGCUGGAGGCCAGCCAUGACCCUUCCCUCUUCGAGGCACGUCACUCGGCGUAUUACAGGAAGCCCCUGCCUAGAUGCUCAGUUCUGUGGUGAGCUGAAGAAGAUGUUCAGGCAACGAUGGAUGGCGGCGGAGCCUACAACGAGGGCCGGCGUGUUGCUGCUUUCCACCCUUCACACUGCAAGCGCAAGCCAAAUCGGGAGAUGGUGGAUGCAUGUGUGUUUCCUUCCUCAAGAAUAAAGUGGUGCUAUCUCCGCACCUGCAUCAAGGCUUAAUCGUUUUGUGUGUGUCUCCAUGCAAAGGACUUAUGUAUCAUUGUUGGUGUGGUUUGUUUUCUGCUCAUGUGUGUGUUUUCUCAAGACAGAUCUGAGUUUCCAAUGUGUUCUGUCAUUCAGAUUCAGUACAGCAGCAUGUGUACCUUGUUGGAAUUAACCACGCUGCCUAGUCUGUGUCCGUCUCGGACCAGAACACAUCACCGAGUAGGGCUUGUAGUGGUACGCUAGAUUAGCUACUAUAUAAUCCUAUGUAUCCCCUGUAAUCUUGUAACUCAGAUCAAUAGAGAAAACAAUCGGGAGCGACACGCUCCCGUAGCCAUCAUA